UUAUGUUAAAAUAAAAUAUAUAGUCUUGUAUCAUGAACUAAUAAUAAUUUGAUGGAUAAAAUACUCUCUUGGUUCAUGUUUUCACUGAAAAAUCUCAAAUAGGUCCAUAGAUUUUUUUUAAUCUCAAUUUGGUCCAUAAUUCUGCAAAAUUGAUUCAAUUAAGCCCAUUCCGUUAUUUCUUCAUGAACGGCGUUUACUGCUGAUGAGCUGGAGUUUUGUACAUGCUUUGCUGUCAGUUAAUUGUGAGAAGCAGUGCAAAUGAUGUGGUGUUCUCCUAUUUAGUAAGAUGUAGUAGUUUGCCCUAGCAUUUUGGGUUGCAGGAACUGAAAGGAGAGAAGAGAAUAGUUUGUUUAUGGCUUCUUCUCAUUCAUGGUUGACGUGCUCCUGCAAUGGGUUGGGGGUGCAAAAUCGAAGUGAUUCUUGUCAUAGAGGUGGGUCAAAGAGGUUGGGUUCAAUGCCUUUUUGCUAUUGUGGUGAAAAAGCUGUCUUGAGAACUGCUAGAACCCCUAAAAAUAGGGGGAAACAAUUAUGGGGAUGUCCUAAGUAUAAGAGGGGUUCUGAACAAUUGGUUGGCUGCAAUUACUUUAGUUGGUUCAGUGGAGAUGAAGAAAUUGUUGGUUCAGUCACGAAGAAUGAAGAAAGGGAUGUUAGUGUGCUGAAUAUGGAAGAAAUGUACGGGCAAAGGAUGAAAAUUCUUAGUUUAGAAAAAUCUGUCAUGAAUUUGGAAAAUAGGAUAAGGGUGUUAUUUUGGGGGGUUUGUUUUGUUUGUGUAUUGAAUGUAAUAUUAUUUUCGUUGUUGAUGAAAAAUCCAUAAUGCAUUGUAAAACUUUGAUUGUGUAUUGAAUGAGAAAGUUUGA
Messenger RNA from Vigna unguiculata (cowpea), 857 nucleotides. RefSeq lists its product as uncharacterized. Lineage: Eukaryota; Viridiplantae; Streptophyta; Magnoliopsida; Fabales; Fabaceae. The record is from RefSeq and is a predicted model, not a curated record.